Acanthosepion pharaonis is the source of this 621-nucleotide messenger RNA. NCBI's taxonomy places the organism in Eukaryota, Metazoa, Mollusca, Cephalopoda, Sepiida, Sepiidae. The record is from the annotation of a GenBank genome assembly.
AUGUCUUCCUAUAUAAAUCUUAUCUGCAUAUCGCAGUCAUUUAAGAUCUAUCUAUCUAUCUAUCUAUCUAUCUAUCUAUCUAUCUAUCUAUCUAUCUAUCUAUCUCAGGCUAUGCGCGCGCACCCCAACUUCUUUCUUUUUUUUUUCAUUUUUUCUUUCUAUUUUUUCAUUUUAUAUCCUUCUUUCCUCCAUGUCCACCUUCUUUCUUUCUUUCUUUCUUUCUUUCUUUCUUUCUUUCUUUCUUUCUACUUUUUCCUUUUUUCGACACGUCUCCUUUUCGCUAUGCUCAAUUUCUUUCUUUCUUUCUUUCUUUUUCUUUCUUUCUUUCUUUCUUUCUUUCGUCUUCAUCCCUCAAUACCAAAAUUUAUUCUUUUAGUUUUGUCCUGUCUGGAACAGAGUCCCAAAUGUCGGACUUACAUCAUGUGCCUUUCUACUAUACAUUUUUUGCUCCUUCCUUCCUUCCUUCCUCCUUCCUUCCUUCCUUCCUUCCUUCCUUCCUUCCUUCCUUCCUUCCUUCCUUCCUUCCUUCCUUUUCAUUUCUUUCACCUUUCACUUUCCCUUUAUUUGUUUCUUAGUUUCUUUCUUUUUCGCCGUCUGUAUUUUUUUCUUACCUUCAUUUAA